CUAUUUCGCCUCAAGUCCUGUGCGGCGCUUGGAUGGAGGCGACUCCCCCAUUUCGUGUCGUCACACCGACGCCCCGCCUUCCUGUGCGGUGCUGAGCGGCCGGCGGUAACUCGGGCCCUACGUUUGUCGUCUGCUUGAACUUGCCCUUAGGAGUGGAGAAAACGACGAGAGAGAUGGAAGAAAAACGUGAGACGGCGGCCAUGGAGCGUGGGAAAAGAAUAGAAGACGAACCGAAAAUAGCGGGUGGGCCCCAUGCGGGCCCAGUCGGGGAAACGUCAUCCAGGAGUGGUCAAUCGGAUCAGGAAACCUCGAUGAUGAGAAUCAAGGAAGAGGCCGCAGGGGUAGAUGGAAUAUAUGAAGAUCCCACUGAUUCACAAUUUGGUGGGCUUUUCCCUGGAUCACAUAUUGGCUGGGGAUCACUUGACACUAGUGUAGAGGGAUUAAGUCAAUUAGGAGGAGCACCAGGACCUGAUCAUUGUGAAGAGCGGGCUUCCCGUCCAGGAAACAGUCGCAUUCCUGGUAAAGAUCAUCGACGCUAUUACCACAGCUACUGGAGGUUAGAAUAUUUGAUGGACUUCAACCCUCGCUGUCAUAGCAUGAUUUGCAUGGUGUGUGGCAGCUCUCUAGCAACUUUGAAACUUAGCACUAUUAAGCGACACAUACGCCAGAAACAUCCCUAUUCUCUCAACUGGACACCGGGUGAAAAGGAAGUCAUCAUUGGCAGCUGGGAUGCUCACCUUUGCGUAGAUGCUCAGACGCUGACAGGGACAGGUGAUGAGCUUGGAUCAGAGGACUUAGACAUUUCACCACAACCUAAGAAAAAGCGUCGCCGCCUUCCGCCAGUGAUGAAAGGUGUAUGGCGCCCUGUAUUUGGUCCAGAAUUCCCUCAGCCUGCUCCUCCAGAUACCAGCCAUCUUGAACAAUAUCUAAAUGAGUCUCUUCAGCAGUGGUUCAGAGUAGAAUUCUUAAUGGAUUAUGACUGUCAGGGUAACCAGCUCCAUUGCAUGAUGUGUGCCACUGUCUUACCUAGUCUAAACCUCGCUGAUAUAAAGCAUCACAUCUUGUAUACACAUCCUACCUCUCUCCAGUUGAGCCCCACACAGAAAAGUGUGAUUCUCGAGGCCUGGUCAAAUCGCGGACAAAUGCUGGAAGAAGAGGGGGAGGAUGAAAUGGAUGAAGAUGACGAGGAAGAAGAGGAAGAUGAAGACCUUUUCAAAAGCGAUUUGAGAGAAGACGAGGAAGCAGGAGAUAGCUCACCAUUUAGUCUUGCAAUGGAGAGGGAAGUACAGGAAAAUAAUUUAAGCGAGUUUGAUGUUAUGGAGGAGGAAAUUCAAAAGAAUAAGGAAACUAUGAUGAAUACAAGAGAAGGUGAAAAUCUAAAGGCUAAAGAAGGUCAGAGACUUGUGGAAGAAAAACUAAAUAAAAAAGAAACACAGGAGAUGUCUCAAAAUGACUUAAAGGUAAGAGAGGUUCUGAGAAUAGAGGAUGAGAAGUUAAAGGAUAUUCAAAAGCAUGAAGACCAGACGGUGGAAAAUGAUAAACUAAAGGGAGGAGAGCCACAGAGAAUAGAGAAUGAAAUUAUAAAAGCAAGAGAUGUGCAGCUAUUGGAGAAGGAGAACUUAGAAAUGUGUGAAGCCCAGAAAUCUGAGGAGGAGAGAUUGAAAUCUGUUGAGGUUGAAAGACUUGAGAGGACGAAAGAGACUCAUAAAUUAACAAAACAUAAAUUAGAAUUACAGAAUGGAGACAAGAUAGUGAAAAUCGAGGAGGAGGAGCAACAGAUAGACCUGACUGUGGAGGAGGAGAUAAAAGAAACAGAAAAGAAUCAGAUGGAAAUAGAGGGGCAGAAAUCACCAAUGACUUUAGAUUCACAGACAACUGUACCUGAAGAAAAGAAAAAAGCAGUUGAGGUGGAAAAGCCCUGUGUCUUACAGUUGCAACAAGUAUCGUCAGUCCCACAGACAGUGCUGGGAAUUGGGCUUCCUGUAUUAAAAAUGGAAUCUCCAACACCCAUACUUAUCACUCGAGUCUCUGUUAUCCCUGACCCCUCCCUCCUUCAGUCUUCAAAAGCUUCCCCAUCUCCUUCUCCCUCCCCAUCUCUUUCACUUUCUCCAUCUCCCUCAUCAUCUUCUGAUUUCACCAAGUCCUGGAGGGUUAUUGCACCAAAGGUCUCCCCAACAGAGCUCAAAACACCCAAACCAACCUCUGCUAGCUUUGAUUCUUCCCGCUGGCCCCCUGGGGUUGACCCCAUGCUAUGGGAGGUAAGUCUUUGGCGUGGAAACCCUGCAAGCCGGAUACAGUGUGCUUCUUACCAAAAUCGUUGGCGCUCUGAGUACCUAAUGGACUACAAUGGUCUCCGUGGAAGUGUUGUCUGCAUGUACUGCUGUUCUUCCCUCACUGUUCUGAAGGAAAGCAGCAUCAGAAGACAUAUCGUACAGAAGCAUGCACGCACUGGAGACUUCACAGCUGAAGAGAGGGCUGCUGUAAUCCAUGAGUGGGAGACAAAGGUGGCUGAAGUAAGGAAAAUGGUGACCGAGCAGCAGAAUGAUGGAGUUGUAAGAAAGAGUGAUAAAGUUCUGGAUGCAUCAGAAUGGGUUGUGGAAGAAGACGAGACUGUCUGGUCAGGACCAGCUCCCACAGAAGGCAGUGGAGCCUCAUGGGAAUAUGCAUUUGGAAGAUUGCAGGGUAAAGCAAAGGAUCCCCGCAGAUACCAGCAUGAUCGAUGGAAGCUUGAAUACCUAAUGGACUACACACCAGAAAAGGAUGGGCUAAUCUGUAUGGUAUGUGGAGUCACUCUUAUAAACCCCAAAAUCACUACAGUCAAGAUGCACAUCCAACAAAAGCACCCAGAUACCACAUACUUGAGUGACCAGGAAAAGGGUGUGGUUAUGGAGGAGUGGGAACAAAAAAUGGCAGCUGGGAAAAAAGGAGAAGCUCAGCAAGAUGGUGAGGAUGAGAUCUGUAUAGAGAUUAACGAGGAAUCUGUAACUUCUGACAGCAAUGGAUCUAUUGCUGAGAACUGUAAUUUCCGUUCAGAGGUCAUCAAACCAUCUUCAUCCAAGUCUUCUAAAACUACCCCGUGUCUGCCUCCUCCCUGCAACAGUGCCAAACGGAACUAUCAAGUCCGUUGGCGCACAGAGUUCAUGAUGGAUUAUGACUGCCGUAGGCAGGGCCUGAUCUGCAUGGUUUGUGGUGGCACACUGGCCACUCUUAAAGUCAGUACUAUUAAACGUCACAUUGUUCAGGUACACCCGUAUUCUGUGAACUUCACAGCUGAGGAGAGACAGCGGAUUCUGGAGGCCUAUAGCACUAUGGCACUUCAUUACAUCCAUUCAGAGGAUUGUUUCAAACAGCAGCCCCAGGAAGAAGUACGAGAGCGCAAGAAAAAGGCUAUAAUGGACCUAUGAGGUGAUAUACAAUAAAAACAUUUUUUUUUUCGAUAAUAAUGAAU
Messenger RNA from Spea bombifrons (plains spadefoot toad), 3448 nucleotides. RefSeq names its product zinc finger translocation associated (gene ZFTA). The coding region runs from base 174 to 3404 and encodes 1076 amino acids. The record is from RefSeq and is a predicted model, not a curated record. NCBI's taxonomy places the organism in Eukaryota, Metazoa, Chordata, Amphibia, Anura, Pelobatidae. The transcript is spliced from 6 exons. Gene Ontology annotation, biological process: negative regulation of DNA-templated transcription.